UAAAGACUGGAGCUACGUAGGCUACAUUGUGGAGUAAAACCCAAAGCCUAAAGGAGCUGAAUAAGUCUGAUAAAUCAUCAAAUCGAAGUUUUAUUUUUUGGAUAGGUGAACCAAAGGGAUGGGGACAAAUGUGGACGACUUCACGAGGCUUCUGUAUGACUGCGAGCUGUUUGUGACAGAGAUUCUUCAUGGUGAGAACCUGAGUGAAUCUGCAGAAGAGACACGACAGGUCCUGCUGAAUAACUUCAGGGUCGUCCAUUCAAGAAACCCUGAGGAGUUUCCUAUAAGAUUGGAUUUAAGGGAAGAUGAAGGCUCCGAUGACAACCGCAGUUCCAGCCUGGGUCGCUCGGCCCCUUCAGACGACGCCUCAGUAGUGUCUGACUACCAGGAAGAUGGAGUGGCUGACUACGAUGAGGAUAUCCUUCCAGUGGCAGCCUAUGAGCUCACCAACAUCCUGAAGCAAGGUUACUUGGAAAAGAAACGAAAAGACCACAGCUUCUUUGGACCAGAGUGGCAGAAGAGAUGGUGCAUCCUGAACAAUUCGAUAUUCUACUACUUUGGGAGUGAAAAAGAUAAACAGCAGAAGGGUUCAUUUUAUAUCAAUGACUACACUGUACAGAUGGUGACCAACCUGAGAAAAGACUCCAAAAGAAAAGCCUGUUUUGAGCUCAGUGCUCCCGGAAAACGGCCCUUCCAGUUCACUGCCAGCAGCCCUCAAGAGGCCAGAGAAUGGGUGGACCAAAUCAAUUUUGUACUUAGAGAUCUCAGCUCCAACUUCAUCCCCGUCGAUGACGAGGAGGAGGAGGACGAGGAUACCUACGAUGAUAUCGAGGGGGUGGCCAACGAAACCCAGACUCGGCCGACCCCGGCCUCCCGGGGAGGAGGAGUAGGCAGAGGACAGGAGAUAGAGGAGGAGGAUGACGAGGAAGAAGAUAUCUACGAGGAGCUGCCAGAUGAAGAACUUGGAAAUCCAGGUGAUGAGAGCGACGAGAAGAGCAGCAAACAAGUUUGGUCCUCAGAUUAUUCCAACUACUACCAGGGUUUGUGGGAUUGCCAGGGCGACGAGUCAGAUGAACUGACCUUCGAGAGAGGAGAUCUCAUCUACAUCAUCAGCAAGGAGUACAACAUUCACGGGUGGUGGGUCGGCGAGCUAAACGGCACCGUGGGCAUCGUCCCCAAGGACUUCCUGCAGCCUGCCUACAUCCUCUGAGCUCCAACAGCGCUGCGGCUGCCGGCACGUCCUGCCAUGAAUUACGCUGACACAUCUGUCAGAUAAGCUUUUGGCAUUUCAAAAUUAUUCCCCUUUUAUACCAAUGUAAAUUAUUAUAUUAUCACCUAAACCUGCUGCAGCUGUACUUACUCUUGUACACUAUAAGCCAUUUAUAAAAGCCUGUUUAAAAAUAAAAAUAAAAAUCAAAGUGCACACUAGAGCUGGAGUAAUUAGUCUGUUAAUCAGUUUUGAUAAGUGAUCAAUCAUCCUAAAUGUGAGAUUUCUCAUUUUCUUUAUCUUUAUAAGUCUCAACCACUGUUUAGAAAAUUCAGAAAAAUGCCAAACUAAACAGUGAAUGUGUUAAUUCAAAUAAAAUGACAGACACAUCAAUAAUUAAAAGCAUCAUUAGCUGCACUUUGAGUGAUUAAGAAUGUUGCAUGCAUGCAUUUAUCAAUCC
Pelmatolapia mariae (spotted tilapia) is the source of this 1667-nucleotide messenger RNA. It is a transcript of the gene skap1, whose product is annotated as src kinase associated phosphoprotein 1. Lineage: Eukaryota; Metazoa; Chordata; Actinopteri; Cichliformes; Cichlidae. The transcript has 13 exons. Gene Ontology annotation, molecular function: protein binding. Bases 119 to 1210 code for a protein of 363 amino acids. Gene Ontology annotation, cellular component: cytoplasm; plasma membrane. The record is from RefSeq and is a predicted model, not a curated record.